GACCAAGAGAUUUAUUAAAGCGACUGUUACAGAGGGGAUCUGUAACAGGAAAAAAGAAAAAGAGAGAGAUGAAUCUUCAAGAAGAACUGGAUGAACUUAAAGUACAUAUGUCUGUUGAUAAAGCAACAAUACAGGAAUUGAAUAGAUGUAUGGCCGAGAAAGGAGAAGAACAACUCUUUAGAUACGGUGAAGGUGAUGAGGUCAAGAAGAGUACUCCAGAGAAGAAUGGGAAAGAAAUGUUGGAGCAGACAUUACAGAAGGUCAUUGAGUUGGAAAAUCGGCUAAAAUCUUUUGAGAAAAGGUCAAGAAAAUUAAAAGAAGGGAAUAAAAAAUUAAUGAAGGAAAAUGAUUUCCUGAAAUCCCUCUUAAAACAGCAGCAAGAAGAUGCAGAAACCAGAGAAAAAGAGCUGCAAAAGCUACUAUGCAGGGGGAGUAAAGUUGUAGAAAAAGACAAAACUGAACUUCAAGUAAAAAUCAGUGAGCUGGAGAGAGAAGUCGCUUCCCUAAGGAGACAAGUGGCAGAAGCUAAUGUAUUGAGAAAUGAAAAUGAAGAGCUGAUGAACCCAGUGGAGAAAUCGCACCAUUCAGCAGACAAAACUCAAUCUGAGAUGGCCUCAGCAAAAGUGAGAUCUGGCCAAUAUGAUUGUAAGACAACCACUACCAAUGUUAAAUUUAAAACCGUCAAGAAAAAGUGUUGUGUGGGCCGUCACCACACUGUUCUCAAUCACUCCAUCAAGGUUAUGAGCAAUGUGUUUGAGAACCUCAGCAAGGACGGCUGGGAGGAUGUGAGUGAAAGCAGCAGUGAUUCUGAAGCACAGGCCUCUCAAAACUUGGGAACAAUUAUUAUAGAAACAUCUCAGAAAAUAAGUCCUACAGAAGAUGGAAGAGAGCAGAAAGAAAGUGAUCCAGCAGAAGAUAGCCAAAGACAAGGAAAAGAAAUCGUGCAAAUAUAUUCAGAUAUAGAUGGCAAGACCCCAAAGGAUUAUUUUCAUUUCAAGAAUACCAAAAAGCCAACUUUCCAAAAGAAGAAUGGUAAUAUGCAAAAAAGUUCAAAUACAACAGUUCCUAUCAGAGCCAACAGAGAAAGGUACACAACUAUAAGUGCCCAGAAAUCAAGUAGCAAUAUUAUUUUACUGCGAGAACGGAUUAUAUCUUUGCAACAACAGAACAGUAUUCUUCAGAAUGCCAAAAAAACAGCAGAAUUGUCUGCUAAGGAAUAUAAAGAAGUUAAUGAAAAGCUCCUCCAUCAACAGCAAGCAUCUGAGCAACAAUUCCAGACAAGCAGAAAGACAAUAAAGAAGCUUAACAUGGAUUUGGCUGGGCUUAGGAAAGAAAAAGAAGAUUUGUUAAAGAAAUUGGAGUCCUCAUCUGAAAUCACAAGUUUGGCAGAAGAAGUUUCCCGGGUAACAACUCCACGGAUACAAGUUACAUCAAUUGAUUCUUCGAGGAACAUGGAUUUGGAAAUGAAGCAAUUGCAGUGUAAACUAAAGAAUGCAACUAAUGAACUCACCAAACAGUCAUCGCAUGUGAAGUCUCUGAAAUUUGAACUCCUAGCAAAAGAAGAACAUAUCAAGGAGAUGCAUGAAAAGAUGUGUCGAAUGGAGAGGGAUAUAACUAUGAAAAGACAUUUGAUAGAGGACUUAAAGUUUCGACAGAAAGUACAUUUGGAAAGUAAUGAGAAUUUUGGUGAAAUGUUAGAAAAUCUUGAAAAAAAGGUAAAGACAUUAACCGAAGAAUGUUCCAAUAAGAAGGUGUCAAUUGAUUCACUAAAGCAAAGACUUAAUGUUGCUGUAAAAGAGAAGGCGCAGUAUGAACAGAUGUAUCAGAAAACUAAAGCAGAGUUAGAAAAAAAGGAUCUCAAGCUUGCUCUGUUGGUAGCAAAAAUAAGCGAGACUGAAUCUGCAAUGGCAGAAAUUGAAACAGCAGCAUCUAAACAGCUUCAAGGAUUAGCAUUGCAAAGUGAGCAGGUCCUAGAAGGUGCACAGAGGAAACUGCUGCUAGCCAAUGAGAAAGUGGAAGAGUUCACCAUCUUUGUGAAGGCUUUGGUCAAAGAGUUACAAAGUGAUGUCCAUGUGGUGAGGAGACAAAUCAGAGACCUUAACAAAAUGAAGAAAAGCAGGCAUGCUUGUAAAACCUCAACCCAUAAAGCCCAGACCUUGGCAGCCUCUAUCCUGAAUAUUUCACAGUCAGAUCUGGAGGAAAUAUUGGACACAGAAGAUGAAGUGGAAAUUGAAAAGACAAAGGUAGAUGCUGAAAAUGACAAGGAAUGGCUGUUGUAUAUUCAGAGACUUCUUGAAGGACAGCUUCCUUUUGCUUCAUAUUUACUAGAAGCAGUACUGGAGAAAAUAAAUGAACAAAAGAAACUAGUUGAAGGAUAUUUCACAAUUAUGAAAGAUAUUAGGUGAUAUUAAAAUGGAGAGCUUUUCCUCAAAUGUGGAAACUUAUGUGGUGUGAUUGGAAAACAUGUAUUGCAGUCCUGAUACAGCAUCUGCUCCAGCCAUCAAUAGUCAGGUUCAAUACCAAAAUAAGAAGUCUCUGAAACUAAUUAAUUGCUGAACAAGUGAAACUAAUUAAGUGCAUAGCUAUUUAAAAGGAAAUAGUGUAGCAUUUGAUUGUUGAAUACAAAUAUUGCCACAAAUCAAUGCAAACCUAAAAAUGAUUUUCCUUCCAGUGCAUUAAAAGAAACUAGAUAGAACAAGCUUGGUACACACAGAUUGGUCUGACCAUAAAAAGAAAAAAGUGUAAAGUGGGGAUUUAAUGUUUUAAGUUUCAUAAAGAAACCAGACUUUUUACAUUAUACUGCUAUAGCUGGCCUUAAAAACUUUUUGUGUAGUGUGAUUGGAAAACAUUCAUUGUAGUCCUGAUACAAUAUCAACAGUGAUCAACAAAUUUGUAUUGUAAGCAAGUGUAAAAUGAAACAUCGUAAUGUUAGGAUUAGCAUUUAGUGAAAUAAAUUGUGUGGUCCAACUGUGUCUGUUCUUAUUGACACACUGGAUUAUAAAGGAGAUAGUAUAUAUUGCUAAAACUAUUUGACAAAAAUAAAAUUAUUUUUUUCUUCUGUCUGUCUUUUAAAUUCACAGUUCUGUACUUUGUGCGGUCAUUUAAAUUAGCAAGGAAUCAUAGACCCACUACAUAAAAUUAGACUAAACCUAGCAGGACUCCUACUGUUGUCCCUUAAUUAAAAUUAUAUUCUUAACAAUGAUGCUGUCCUUACUUAGAUUCCUGAACGUUCCUGCCUCAUUUCACCUCUUCGCUUUGUUUCUGCCACAUCCUUUUCGAUUCCUCUGAUUUACCAAACUCAUGCCUGCCUCCCAGGUAUGCCUUUGGUAUUCUUUCUCUUCAGUAUUUCUGUACUCAACUUUCCUCAUGGCCAGCUCUUCUAUCAUUCAAGUUCACCUUCCCCAUUCCUUCAGAAACAUUCUCUGACCACCUUAUUAUUUAAUUUUCUUGCAGCACAAAUUACCUAUUUUUCUGUUCACUUAUCUAUUUUCUCCUUCUCCUCCUUUAGAGUGUAGGUCCCCUGAGAUUAAGGCAGGGGUGGCAAAUUAUAACUAGUAAGACAUAUGUGGCCUGGCCUGCCACCUGUUUUGUGUGGCCCACAAACUAAGAAUAGGUUUUACAUUAUUAAAUGGCUAAGAAAAAACAAACAAAAAAUAAUAAUAAAAACAGGAGAAUACUAUUUUGUAGCAUAUGAAAAUUAUUUAAGAUUCAAAUUUUGGUGUUCAUCAAUAAAGUUUUAUUGGAAAACA
Carlito syrichta (Philippine tarsier) is the source of this 3749-nucleotide messenger RNA. It is a transcript of the gene CNTLN, whose product is annotated as centlein. Gene Ontology annotation, cellular component: centriole; centrosome. The record is from RefSeq and is a predicted model, not a curated record. The transcript is spliced from 16 exons. NCBI's taxonomy places the organism in Eukaryota, Metazoa, Chordata, Mammalia, Primates, Tarsiidae. Gene Ontology annotation, biological process: protein localization to organelle; centriole-centriole cohesion. The annotation marks the transcript as partial.